ACUAGAGGAACAAGGCGAGAACCUUGACAAGACAGAGCUCAGAACCUUUUUAGAGAAUCAGUAAGGUUAGUAUCACAGUCCAAGUUCUGGGCCUAGCUUUGUGGAUUACUUUAAGCACCACAAACAGAUUUGGUUGUGUACGUUUUGCUUGGGGAACCAGUAUGGAUAUACAGGGACGAUGGAUCCCAGCUUCAAUUCCUGAGGAUGGAGAGGUUAUACUGGAGCAGACAAAUGGGAUAUGGCACAGACCAAACACUGAAGAUGCCAAUAUGCCUCUCUCUAAAUCUCAGAGACGACGUAGUGAUGUGAAAGUCUACAAGGAGUUCUGCGAUUUUUAUGCUCGCUUUAAUAUGGCAAAUGCUCUUGCUAAUGCCUUUUGUGAAAUCUGCAAGAAUGGCUUUGCUCCUGAAGAGAAAAUUGUAAACAGUAAUGGAGAACUGUACCAUGAGCAAUGCUUUGUGUGUGCACAGUGUUUCCAACCAUUUCCAGAAGGCUUAUAUUAUGAGUUUGAUGAUAGAAAGUACUGUGAGCAUGAUUUCCAGAUGUUGUUUGCUCCUUGCUGUAAUCAGUGUGGGGAAUUCAUCAUUGGCCGCGUCAUUAAGGCUAUGAACAACAGCUGGCACCCAGAUUGUUUUUGUUGUGACAUCUGCCACAUAAUGCUUGCUGACGUUGGUUUUGCUAAGAAUGCAGGCAGGCACUUGUGUCGUCAGUGCCACAUCCGUGAGAGAGCUUGCGGCCUCGGCAAAUAUAUUUGUCAGAAGUGUCACUUCAUCAUUGAUGAACAGCCGCUAAUCUUCAAGAAUGACCCAUUCCACCCUGAUCACUUUAACUGCAAUAACUGUGGGAAGGAGCUCACUGCUGAUGCCCGACAGCUAAAAAAUGAUCUUUAUUGCUUGCCAUGCCAUGAUAAAAUGGGUGUGCCGAUUUGUGGGGCUUGCAGAAGGCCUAUAGAGGGCAGAGUGGUGAGCGCAGUGGGCAAGCAAUGGCAUGUUGAGCAUUUUGUUUGUGCCAAGUGUGAGAAACCCUUUUUGGGCCAUCAGCAUUACGAGCGCAAAGGCCUGGCAUACUGUGAGACCCACUACAAUCAGCUCUUUGGUGAUGUUUGUCACCACUGCAAUCGUGUAAUUGAAGGAGAAGUCAUUUCAGCGCUAAAUAAAGCCUGGUGUGUUUCCUGUUUUUCCUGUUCAACCUGCAGUGCUAAACUCACCCUGAAGGACAAGUUUGUGGAGCUCGAUCUAAAGCCUGUAUGCAAACAGUGCUUUGAAAAAAUGCCAGUGCAGCUGAAACAGCGUUUAUCCAAACGUGAACAUGAGAUGAAGAACAAAAGGAAGAUGAUUGGUAUCUGUCUGUAAUGGCUUUUCAGUAAUUGGAAUAAUGGAAUCCUCUCAUGGAAGUAAACAGAAGUUUCAUGAUCCUGAUUUAAGAAUUUAAAAGAGAACUUUCAGAGACUGAGAAAUGUGCACAUUUAGUUGUUACCUGUUGUAAAUCACUAUCCAGUCCAUAAAUGAAAGUAAAAUAUUUUUAAAAAAUGUCUGAAUGCAUGAGUUGUUUACACAAAUAGAAUUGGUGUUUAGUUUUGCUUUU
Messenger RNA from Trichomycterus rosablanca, 1584 nucleotides. Its product is annotated as LIM and senescent cell antigen-like-containing domain protein 1. The coding region runs from base 162 to 1352 and encodes 396 amino acids. Gene Ontology annotation, biological process: cell-cell adhesion; cell-cell junction organization; positive regulation of integrin-mediated signaling pathway. The transcript has 11 exons. Gene Ontology annotation, cellular component: cell-cell junction; focal adhesion; cytoplasm. NCBI's taxonomy places the organism in Eukaryota, Metazoa, Chordata, Actinopteri, Siluriformes, Trichomycteridae. The record is from RefSeq and is a predicted model, not a curated record.